Drosophila innubila is the source of this 1592-nucleotide messenger RNA. RefSeq lists its product as uncharacterized. The record is from RefSeq and is a predicted model, not a curated record. The transcript has 3 exons. Lineage: Eukaryota; Metazoa; Arthropoda; Insecta; Diptera; Drosophilidae. Bases 1 to 1509 code for a protein of 502 amino acids.
AUGAGGAAGCAUUGUAUUUCAGUUCAUAACUGGAUUGUGCCACUCAUAGUGACAAUUUUGCUGCUGCUUCAGCUGGUGAGUGGAGAACAACAGGCGGAGGAUCACAGAAUUCAACGUCGUUUUAUGUGGCAACAAAUGGACAACUCGGUGAUGGGCGGACUCAUGGGACGCAUGUUCAAAGGACCUGCCAGGGCCAUGAAGACCAUGUUCGGUGAUCUAUUGCCCAGCACAUCAGGCUAUGCCAAGAACAUGAUGGACUUUCUGCCCACGGAGACGACACGCGUGAAAUAUGUUAUUCGCGAUCCGCACACAAACAAACCCAUGAAGAUAAUCAAGAUGCGUGGCUCGCAUAAAAAGCUGGUGAAGCUGAUGAGGCCAUUGCCAAAGCCGGCGGUAACAGAGCCCAGUUUGCUGCAGUAUGAGAAUCGAAUGCGUCAACUGGAGAAGGAGCAGGAAAUGAUUGUCGAGGGCAAGGCGCCGGUGAGCAGCGAUGAGGCGCUUUUGGAUAAAUAUUUCAAGCCGCCAAAUUCGCAUCCCAACAGCAAUGAGAUUAUCUCGGGCAAGAUUAUGGAGUAUCAGAGCUGGAAGCCCGUUUACAAGUCCGGUGAGCAGCCGACCUCCUUUGUCACUUCACGGCCACAGCCCCUGACGAGAUUACACACAAACAUUGCCGCCAGCCAUGAGAAUUAUGGAAAUCAUGAGCUGUUGCCAAAGCCAGAGAAGCUGGUGGGACAUCGUCCCAACUUGGAGGAGAACGAGGAGGAGGAUGAUGAUUUCGAGCAAGUCGAGGAUGAAAACGAGCUGGCCAAGCAACAAGGACACCAAUACGAGGUGACCGAGCAUACGGGCGAGGCGAGUGGCGAAGUUCAUGCAAUGGCGCCCAUGGAAGGCGGCUUUGUUCCCUCUCAUGUGUAUCACAGCAAUCCCAAUCCGAAUUCCAGCAAUCGUAACCAUCCCAUUAGCAUCAUCCAAGUGCCACGACCGCGCAGUCGAUUUGGCAAUAAUCUCAGCACCAGCAGCACCACGACAAGCACAACCACCACCACCGAGGCGCCCAAUUAUCCCGCCGGCUUUCUCAAAAAGUUCCGGGAGCGGGAACGGGAACGUGAACGGGAACGUGAAUCGACAACUGCCCAUACAAAAGCCAAAAACAAGUCCAGAUCAAAGCAUCAGCACAGGGAGCAAAACACCAAUAAAGAGAGCACGGAUAACGUUAGCUUUUCCAUGAGCAGUCUACGGGCACGCCUCCAGGACCAGCAGCGGCUGACCAAGCAGGAGGAGCACAAUGCCGAAAUGGAGGCAGCGCUGGAGGAGGCCAUGCAUGGCGACAAGUGGCCAACGGAGGUGCAACAAGGUGGCAGCUAUCUCACCAGUCCCAUUGGACCCAGCGCUGUGGCCUUUGAGCAGCCCUUCAAGCUGCCCCGCACCGAGUACAAGCGACAGCGCAAGGAUCUGACACAACGAGGAUCGAUUAAGUUUAACGAUAAUCCCAAUUUUGAGGAGAUGUAGCCCUGGUUGGGCACUAAACGUAGCCGUAACCAAAGCAUAGCCAAAGCUUCAGUUAAGCCUUUUAAUUGCCUAAUUGUUAACAU